AUGGAAGAGCAAGAUUCAACUGAGCCUGGAUCAGGAAGAGUUCCUGAUGCCAGCACGGCAGGAAACAGUAGGGAAUUCUGGGAGAGAUGUGUAAAGAAGAACCUGGGUGGGGACUUCAGGGGGCCGGAAUUGCAGCGCCAGCACUUCAGGCAGUUCCUCUACUGGGAAGCUGAAGGACCCCGCGAGGUUUGCAGCCUACUCCAUGGUCUUUGUCGUCGGUGGCUGAAGCCAGAGAGGAACACCAAGAAGCAAAUGCUGGACAUGGUGAUCCUGGAGCAGUUUCUGGCCAUCCUGCCCCUGGAGAUGGAGAGCUGGGUGCAGGAGCUGUCAGAAGUGGCUGCUGCUUUCCCCAAGGUAAACAGAACUGGAAGGGACACCCAACUGAGCCCUGUUCUCGAGGGAAUUGCCCGGGAGGCUUCUUCAGUGGAUGAGGGAAUAACUCCAAUGAUUUAUUCUGGACCUUCUCUUCUUUGCAGUGGAAUGGAAGGAGCUUCUGUGCAGCCAGAUCAGGAUGUGGUGACCUUUGAGGACGUGGCUGUGGAUUUCUCAGAGGAGGAGUGGGCUCUGCUGGAUCCAGGCCAAAGAGCUCUGUACCAGGAAGUCACAGAGGAGAACUGCAGGAAUCUGGCCUCUCUGGCAAGCGAUUGGCAAAGCAGAGAGAAUUCCAAGGAACAGUACAUGGUUUCAUUGCCUAGAAACGAGCAUUCAGUGUGGGAAGAGGCCCUUGCUGGAAAUCAUCUUGUCAGCCCAAGGAAGGAGGAACACCAGGUUAAGGAGAAACCAUAUAAAUGUCUGGAGUGUGGAAAGUGCUUUUCCGUGAAAUCAAGCCACAAGAGACAUCAAGAUGUUCAUAUCACAGACAAACCGCAUAAAUGUUCAGAGUGUGGAAAGAGCUUUAGAAAGAAGGACCAACUUACUUCCCAUCAAAGAGUGCACACAGGAGAGAAACCACAUAAAUGUUUAGACUGUGGAAAAAGCUACAGUCGGAAGAUAAGCCUUACUUUUCACAGAAGUAUUCACACAGGGGAGAAACCAUAUGAGUGCUCCGAGUGUGGAAAAAGCUUUGGUCACAGCAGACAACUUACUUCCCAUGAAAGAAUCCACAAGGGGGAGAAACCAUAUAAAUGCUUGGUGUGUGGAAAGUGCUUUACCGCAAGUUCAACCCUUAAUUCCCAUCAAAGAAUCCACACAGGGGAGAGACCAUAUAAAUGCGCUGAAUGUGGCAAAAGCUUUAAUCGGAAGGGAAACUUUGUGUGUCAUCAGACAGUCCACACUGGGGAGAAACCAUAUAAAUGCUCCGAGUGUGGAAAGGGUUUCAGUUACAGCAGAAGACUUAUUACCCAUCAAAGAAUCCAUACAGGGGAGAAACCUUUUAAAUGCUCCGAGUGUGAAAUGGGCUUCAGGAACUACUCGUGCCUUACUUACCAUCAAAGAACCCACACAGGGGAGAAACCAUAUAAGUGCUUGGAGUGUGGAAAAGGCUUCAGUCGGAAUUACUCUCUGGUUUUGCAUAACACAGUCCACACAGGGGAGAAGCUGCACAAAUGCUUCCAGUGUGGCAAGAGCUUCAGCCGCAAACCUGACCUUACCCGGCAUCAUGAAGUCCACACAGGCGAGCAACCUUGCUUCCCAUCAAAGGAACCAGAAGAUGGGGAAGCCGUAGAGAUGUUCACUCAGUGGCUGGAGUUUUUGUACUAAACCAGGCCCCAAUUAUACUGCUGUU
Euleptes europaea (tarantolino) is the source of this 1723-nucleotide messenger RNA. Its product is annotated as zinc finger protein 485-like. The transcript is spliced from 5 exons. Gene Ontology annotation, molecular function: histone H3K4 methyltransferase activity; histone H3K36 methyltransferase activity; recombination hotspot binding. Gene Ontology annotation, cellular component: nucleus. Gene Ontology annotation, biological process: positive regulation of reciprocal meiotic recombination; regulation of DNA-templated transcription. NCBI's taxonomy places the organism in Eukaryota, Metazoa, Chordata, Lepidosauria, Squamata, Sphaerodactylidae. Bases 1 to 1698 code for a protein of 565 amino acids. The record is from RefSeq and is a predicted model, not a curated record.